This is a messenger RNA of Penicillium bovifimosum, 1047 nucleotides long. RefSeq lists its product as uncharacterized. The transcript is spliced from 2 exons. The record is from RefSeq and is a predicted model, not a curated record. NCBI's taxonomy places the organism in Eukaryota, Fungi, Ascomycota, Eurotiomycetes, Eurotiales, Aspergillaceae. Bases 1 to 1047 code for a protein of 348 amino acids.
AUGCCUCUCCAUCUUCUCGGGAAGAAAUCAUGGAACAUCUACAACACCGAGAACAUCGAACGUGUCAGGCGCGACGAGGCGCAAGCGAAAGCCCGCGAGGAAGAGGAUGAACGUCUUAUGCAAGAGGCCGAUGCCGAGCGCAGAAUCAAGAUCCUUCGUGGCGAGCGUCCGCCGACACCUCCACCACCCCCCUCGCUCCCAUCAUCUGAGCAUGGGCUUCGAUCUGAUAGAAAGUCCGACGACGCUGGUAGGUCCCGCAAAAGAAGGCGGGUCACCGGAGAAAACGACACGGAUCGAGAUAUACGUUACGCACGGGAAGAUGCAGAACAAGCAGCUGCCAAACGGGAGGAGCUGAUGCUCGCCUCUCGCAAGACGGAUGCACCGAUCACAGACAAGGCUGGCCACAUCAACCUGUUCCCAGCUGCAAGUGCUAAAACCGAGAAAAAUCGCGAAGCAGAGGCGGAAUCAGCACGGAAGAAACGGAGCUACGAAGAUCAAUAUACAAUGAGAUUUUCCAACGCCGCGGGCUUCAAGGAGUCAGUUGGCAAAAACCCGUGGUACUCCUCUAGAGACCAGACUGCUACUGCGCCAGGGGCCAUGCCUGAGAAAGAUGUAUGGGGCAACGAGGACCCAAGGCGCAAAGAGAGAGUGCAGGCUCGGAUGAGCGCGAAUGACCCACUUGCAGCCAUCAAACGGGGUGUCCGUCAGUUGAGGACAACCGAGCAGGAACGGAAGCGGUGGCAUGACGAAAAACGAAGAGAGAUAGAGGUUCUGAAAGACGAGGAGGCGCGUCAGUCGACUCGACGGCGUAGGCGAUCCACAUCAGUAGGCAGCCUCGAUGGGUUCAACCUCGACUCCCCAGACAGGGCACACGAGAAGAGCCAGAGAAGCUCUGAGCGACCUCAUCGUCGCCAUCGAGACCGAAUCCGAGAUCGCUCACAUCACCGUUCUCGUCGCAGCAGCUCCCACCGCAGUCAUCGUCAUCGUCACGAUGAACGUACUGCAACUCCUGGCCGGUCGGAAAGGCCUGAUGCAAUGAAUCAUUGA